Molecule: messenger RNA, 1610 nt
Organism: Castor canadensis (American beaver)
Lineage: Eukaryota; Metazoa; Chordata; Mammalia; Rodentia; Castoridae
Source: RefSeq, a predicted model, not a curated record
UAUCCCUCUGAAGAAGAUAUGAUUGAAUGGGCCAAGAGGGAAAGUGAGAGAGAGGAAGAACAGAGGCUUGCUCGACUGAAUCAGCAAGAACAAGAAGAUUUAGAACUGGCUAUUGCACUCAGCAAAUCUGAGAUAUCAGAAGCAUGAAGAAUUCUCUUGUCCUUUGUCAACAAUGCAGUUUUCUUCUUCCUAAAUACUGAAGCUACUUACCAUGUAUAUCAAAACUACCUAUGAGCAUGGGAAUACAAAAGUUUCAAGAUUCCUAUUAAUGUGACAAAAGUCUAGCUUUUUUAAAACUCUUAUUUCAAAUUAGUCUUUUAUUUUAGUUUGUUCUCCAAAAGUAGUACCCAAUCAGACAGCUUUGCCUAGGACCCUGUUCUGGUGUGCAUUUACUGAGCUUUUGCCUGCCUUUGCUAAUCUUACUUGUAAAGCUAGAAUACCCAAUCUUCUUCUCCCUUCUGGAAUAUAGAGAAAUAGUUUCACCCUGUGCUACCCUUGUUAUGUAGUUAUUCUGAUGAUAGCCAGUGGGGUUCUUAAAGUUUGCAGCAUUUUCCCCAAGUUGAAUGGUUGAAGGAGGGGAAGGGAAAGAACAUCCUCUUUUAUGAUUGAUGUAAAUUGGUUAAAGUGCAUUUUCAAAUUUUCUUUUAGUAAAAUAUUGUUUAAUUUGUUUUUUAAAGAUACAGAAAAAUAUUUUGCAUAGAUUGACUCCAUUUUUGAAAAAGGAUGCAUUAGGUUGAGCCAUUAUAGCUUGAGACUCAGAUUUUUCUUAAAUAAAAACAUGAAAGCUUGUGUGAAAUAUAUUUUUUAAAAUAAUUUUGCUGGACUUAAAAAAUUUUAGAUUAACUGAUACCUCUCCAUAUGUUUGCUAACUAACAAAAUCAGUUUCUUACAAAUUAAGUUUGUAAGAAAAUAUUCACUUUAAGUACCAGACAGUGAAGAAAAUUUAUUAUUUAAAAUAUACCUAUCAGUAUUUGGUAAGCAAAAAUAUUAAAUUUACUUGCAGCCAUUAUGUCUUUCCUGUGUCACUGUCCUCUGUAGGUCACAAUAGGUUUAUUCUUGAACUUUUGCAUAAGAAACUCUAGCAGCUAGAACUGGAAGGUACUUUAAUUUUUCAUACAUAUAUUUUUUGUUUUCUUUAAUGAAGGCUCAACUACUUGAAAUAUAAAAACUUCCACUGAAUACAAAUGGAAAAAGUGACAUGUAUCAUAUCAUAUUGCUUUUUCUCCAUCUUCAUAAUUUAGUUUAUUUACUCUGCAUGUUUUUCACCUAGAAAAUUGGCAAACUGGCAAAAGAAAAUCUUACUUCUUUUAAUUGGGAGAGAAAGGACCUGCCUAAUUAUCAGAACUCUGUGUUAAAAGCCCAUCUUCUAUAAAACUAACCUAGUAGACAAGCAGAAUUUAAAGUGGACUGUGAAGCAGGCUGUAAAUUGUAGAUUAAUCUUUUUUUUAACGUGAAUUAUUGAUUUAGUUUACUAUAUAGUAAGAUAAAGAAAAAUGCACCUGAAACAACCUAAAAUUCUCCAGAGUCAUCAACUCAAGGUGAUACUGAUCUGUGUUAAUCAGAGUAACUUAUUGCCUGGCCUAUAAAUAAAUUCCAAAAUAUCUAAUUCA